GUAUCUGCAAUGCUGCAAUGCAAUCUGCAAUGCUCAAUUUGCUCAUCUUUGGCUGAAAAAUAAAACUUUGAUUGUCUUGUGCUUUGUUUAAGAUUAAUGCAAUAAUUCAUGUCGCCAAAUAAAUGAAGACGCCGCGACAGUCGUCAGGAUCCAUCAUGAGGAAAUAUUACCAACUCAUACUUAUCAUAAUAUGCUUCGUCAGCAUCGUGACGCUCUUAAUUUACCGGCACGAAUACUACCGACUGCGAUAUGUCCUGGAAGUGCUCAACUUUUUUGGGAAGCCCGGUUUGUCCGAGAUCGAGUUUUGCGGGCCUGGCUUCAAUGCUACGAUGCUCACGGAGAUAAUGCGGAACUCGUCGAUGGAGGUGAGAGAGACCCGCCGCUAUUCCAGCAGAUUGACGACAAUUUCUACGCGUACUCGUCAUUUUUACGUUCGUACCAGAAGUACGAAAAGCUCACGCCUCACGCGCACAACAUAGACACUAUCGUCAUCGGGAGAGCUAACGCGCGCCCUAACUUCCGUUGUAACAUCUGGCUAGAGAACAGUUCCAAACAUAAAGUAGGCACAUUCAGUUUCAAAACAAUCUCCCAACCCAUCAACGGCUUCAGAUUAUUUGUUUUCCAGUGCUCAUUAAGCCAAAACUUAGGUAAAUUAAAAGGCAUAAGCUUCUAUGCCAAUGACUAUAAAGUUAGUCCGAUUCAUACCCCCAUACAUAGAUUGAUAGAUGUAACUACAAAACGAAAAGCAAGACCCAUGAGAUAUACUAACAAUAUUAAAUUUAUUAAUAAUGUUGUGCCAGCUAUGUGCAUCAUCCCAAACCAAGUGCCAAUAGUCUCCAGAGACUCUCUCAUAGAGUCCUUGGUGUUUCACCACAUGAUGGGAGUCAACUCGUUCACUAUUUAUGACAGUAUGAUAUCUGAAGAUGUAGUAAAGAGACUGAAUUUGGUCCCAAGUGAUAUUACUCAAUGGGACAUUAAAUUUUUCCCCUUAAAUUUCCCUUUCAACUUUGCUAAAAGUUAUGAUGUAGUCAAGCAGGCUAUAGAGUUGGAUUGUCUCUUCCGUCAUUUUAAGUUAGACAAGGAAGACACAAACAAGGCAAGUCAUGCUAUUGUUAUCUCCUGGGAUGAGUUUCUCGUCCCACGCAUCCAUAAUACUUUAAAAGCUGUCAUCUCAGAUUUUGACCCUACAUACAAACAGAAAUCAAUAACAUUGGAGCCCUUAUUGUUCUGCUUAAAUCAGAAUGAUGAUGACAACUCAGAAGUAGGUUACCCAGACAUUAUGAAAAAGACUCACUACUACCAGCUACCACAGGAGAAAAAGCGGCCAGUAUAUAUAAGGAAUUUGGACUCCAUGGCCACUUUUGAGGACAUAUUUAAUGCUACCUCUACUAGCGGGAAAGCUAUACCUGCCAAUUUGCUAGCUGUACAUAAGUAUACAGAAUGCAGGGACCCCAACAGCUACCAUCCGAGAGGUGUAGGGUUCAAUGAGACACAGAUGGAAGUGUUCCGGAACAAGUAUGAAGCGGCUAUGAUGAAGUUUGGACCAAGCUUGGUGAGCAACAAGAUUUACAGGCUGUACAGAUCAGGACAAAUUUGGGAGAAAACAUCAAAUGAGAAUGUUAGGGAUAUGCUAUAAAAAUGUCAUAAACAAGUGUAUUUAGUAUAGGCAAAUAAUUGCUGUGCUUAUGGGAUGGGAUGCCAAAUUGGGCUCAUCCAUUAAUUACGUCACACCAAUUUCAUGAUAUUUCCACCCCUCCCUUUUCACACUAUACUCAGUGUGACGUCACAUUCAGAUUCUUAGUUUAGGAAGGCAAAAAUAAAAAAACACUUUGAAUUAUCUUAAUUAUCUCCACAUUUCACUAUCUGGAAUAGGUAUUGAGAUUCACGGACGUGAAUUGCGUUCCUACCAAGUUACGUCAUUUUUAAGUAAUUUGGGCUGUUCAUUUUGCAAAUAUCUUGUAUGUGACUCACAAACAUGGAACUCCUCCCUCCCUCCCCCUGUCACAACAUGUCACAUUUUGUGGACACCUCCCCCCCCUUCCUUCCCGUCUAGGUGUGAUGUAAUUAAUGGAUGAGCUCUAUUUGGGCUUAUUGAAUAAGAUAAGUAUAAUAAGCAUAUUAUUGAACAGCAAUACAUAUACAUAUAGUGGAGAAAAUGAGGAAUCAGAAGAAUUUUGAUAAUAAUGAUGAUUGUUAUGGACUGAUGUUAACCACAGUUGACAGAAUCUGUGAGUUAUAUACUGAGUCAGCAAUGAAGUGGUUUACAAAUGAAAUGAUUGUUACAUAUAAGGCUUAAAAGUUUUUCCAAAAACUAAACCUCUGAGCGCGUAAAAUGUCAACUUGCAUGGAUACGGUGUAUUGCAUGGAUCAACCUUCGUGACUA
Messenger RNA from Leguminivora glycinivorella, 2383 nucleotides. RefSeq lists its product as uncharacterized. The transcript is spliced from 2 exons. The record is from RefSeq and is a predicted model, not a curated record. Bases 191 to 1636 code for a protein of 481 amino acids. NCBI's taxonomy places the organism in Eukaryota, Metazoa, Arthropoda, Insecta, Lepidoptera, Tortricidae.